AUUUCUUUUUCAAAUUUCUUGCAUAUACCUUUCGUUUUCAAAGCAGUCCAAAAGCAAAGCAAACAAAGCAAAGCUAAGAAGACAACCAGACACUGAAAACCAAAGCAUCUCCCUCUCAGCUAAGCAAACAAUUUCCGUUAACCCUAAAACCCAAGCCACCUCUUUCUCCACCGGCAUUGAUUCCCAAUGGACGAAUCGGAGCAGUACCCAAAGGAGUUUUACCCGAACGAUGGAAUGACCAGAAGGGUGUCUUCUUCUUCCUCCUCCUCCACCACGAGCGUCCAUGUCACGGCCUUGGACGGCUUGGUAAACGUGAAUUCCCUCUUCACCAUCGCCGUGUUUGUCGGGCUCUCCCUCACCACGCCGGGGCAGCGCAGCCUGGAGAGCCGUUCGGCGUGCGACGCCGGCAUCGACAUGGCCAAGAAGCUCCUCGUCUUCGAAGUGGUGUCGUUUAGCUUCUUCCUUUGGUCCUCGCUGGUGGCGCAGGGGCUCAAGCUGGCGCUCAACUUGCUCAACAGCAAGGACACAGACGAGGCCUUCCGGGCCCACAUCAAUCUGAAGGCCCUGAGGCUGGGCAUGCUGGGCUCCGCCAUUGGGUCCGUCAUGGGCUGCCUCUUCCUGGUGUUGUCCAUGGUCAACGUCAUCCAGAUCCGCCUCGGUGUGCUCUCCUGCGGUAGCAAGGCCGCCGUGCACGCUGUCACCGCCAUGGUCGUCUUGGUCUCUUCCGCUCUCGUGCUUUAUAUCUCCACUGCUAUCUAUGCCUUCACUCACUGAAAUCAUAAUACUGUCAGUUGUUUUAUAUGAAAAAUGGUUCCUUUUUAAUAUGUUGUUGCUUGAAUCGGCGAUGGGGUGAGCAAGUAGGGAUUGGAGAGAAAUAUUUUAGUGUGUUUUCUCUCUUUACAUGUUUUCAAAACGAAAGGAAGAAAGAAAUAUUUACUGACAGUUUAUUUUGUC
This is a messenger RNA of Vigna angularis (adzuki bean), 954 nucleotides long. RefSeq lists its product as uncharacterized. The coding region runs from base 187 to 774 and encodes 195 amino acids. The transcript has 2 exons. NCBI's taxonomy places the organism in Eukaryota, Viridiplantae, Streptophyta, Magnoliopsida, Fabales, Fabaceae. The record is from RefSeq and is a predicted model, not a curated record.